Strongylocentrotus purpuratus (purple sea urchin) is the source of this 8694-nucleotide messenger RNA. RefSeq names its product nuclear pore complex protein Nup98-Nup96 (gene nup98). Bases 198 to 6080 code for a protein of 1960 amino acids. Gene Ontology annotation, molecular function: structural constituent of nuclear pore. Gene Ontology annotation, biological process: RNA export from nucleus; protein import into nucleus; post-transcriptional tethering of RNA polymerase II gene DNA at nuclear periphery. Lineage: Eukaryota; Metazoa; Echinodermata; Echinoidea; Camarodonta; Strongylocentrotidae. The record is from RefSeq and is a predicted model, not a curated record. Gene Ontology annotation, cellular component: nuclear pore cytoplasmic filaments; nuclear pore. The transcript is spliced from 29 exons.
GUUGUUGACGUUAAAACUCGCCAUUGCCAUUGCGUUGGUCAUGUUGGUGCAUUAAUUGUAAAGUCAAUGAAUGACAUUGAUGAGACGAUUUGACAAGAGGAGACUGAGUGAUUUCAAUUGAACAACGUAAACAAGAGGAUCUUAUUCUAAAGCAGUAGCAGAAAACAACACCAGUCUAGAGGAACAGAGAAAAGACAAUGUUUGGUGGGGGAAAUAAAACCCCCUUUGGGGGGACGUCAUCCUUUGGGACAGGGAACACCAGCUUCGGCGCGGCCACACCCGCUGCGGGUGGCUUUGGCACCCCCAAUGCCUUUGGGCAGAGCACGCCUGCAGGAGGAUUGUUUGGAGCUAACCCGAGUACAUCUACUGCUGGCGGACUGUUUAGCGGAGGAACCACUUCAUUUGGACAGCCAAGCAGCACAGGUUUCAGCUUUGGGAAUAAAACCCCUGGUGCAUCCGGUAGUCUUUUUGGUGCUACCAGUACCAGCACAGGAGGGGGGUUGUUCCCCACGCCUUCUGCCUCGACAUCCUUUGGGGGUACUACAGCCUUUGGUGCAGGAGGGGGCAACAAACCCUUGUUUGGCACAAGCACCUCCAGCACAAGUCUAUUUGGUCAGCCAGCAACGUCCACCACCCCCUUUGGUCAGACAGCAACCCAACCUUCAGGGGGGCUCUUUGGAGCGACAACAGGGGCUGGGCUGUUCGGCGCUACCCAACAACAAAAUGGCACCACCAUCAAGUUUACUCCUACCACAGGGUCAGACACAAUGGUCAAGAAUGGAGCAUCCACCAACGUCAACACCAAGCACCAGGUCAUCACGGCUAUGAAAGAAUACACAAAUAAAUCAUUUGAGGAAUUGCGAACAGAGGACUACUUGGCCAAUCGGAAAGGUGGAACCUCUGGCGGCGGGUUGCUAGGGGCAACAGGAAUGACCCAACCAGACAACAAAACAACUGGUCUCUUUGGGCAACCUGCAUCCACAGCCAGCAGUGCAUUCAACUUUGGUCAAAACAAGAGCACAUUUGGAAGCACUCCCACCUCCUUUGGUACCGGUUCUAGUCUGUUUGGCGGCAACAGCAGUCAGCAACAACAACAACAGCAACAACAGCAGCAACAGCAACAGAGUGGUGGGUUGUUUGGGAACAAACCACUCUUUGGUCAGACUACCACCAGUACAGCAGGGAGUGGUCUCUUUGGCCAAUCAUCUGGGACAAGUCUGUUCGGUCAGAACCAGACCCAGCAAAAGAGUCUAUUUGGAGCAACGUCACAAACCCCAGGCACUGGUUUAUUUGGUAGCACUCCAGCUGCAGGUACAACUGGCUUUGGGACUGGAGGUUUUGGAACGGGCACUUUUGGACAGCAAAACCAGGGUGGCCUAUUUGGAAAGUCUGCGCCCAACUUUGGAACCCCAGCCAGCCAGCCAGGACUAAGUCUUGGAACCAAUACAGGGACUGUAGGUCUAUUUGGAGGUGCCAGCAAGCCAGGACUGACAUUAGGAGCUGGAACAGGUACAGGAUUCGGUACAACAGGUUUUGGGGGCAAUACUGGUGCUGGAUCUAGUCUGUUUGGAGGCAACAAGGGCACCACAGGCUUCGGCACCACUGGACUGUCUACAGGUGGCUUCGGUGGUAACUUGGGUUCCACCUUUGGUGGGGGCACCUCUAGUUCCCUCUUUGGAGGUAACAAGCCAGCGGGGUUGGGUACCACAUUUGGAAAUACAGGUACAUUUGGUGGAGGACUCGGGGGCACCACCGGCCUGACUGGUGGAGGACUAGGAGCUGCAUCUAUGAUAGGAGGUCAACAAGCCAAUGUAGAUCAGAACACUCAAGUUCAGCAGCAGUUGAUGACUCUCUUCAACUCACCGUAUGGAGAUAACCCUCUCUUCAAGAACAUACUUGUAGAUUCCGACAAGAAGAAAGAUGUCCUUCCUGGCAGUUCUGCUCAAAAGUCUCUCAGCGCUCCAUCACAUUAUAAGGUAUCAGCCAGACCAGGAGCUAAGCUACGACCCAAGCUGCUACAGAGAGGUGGAGGGAAGUCCAAGCUGUUUGAUGGGCUUGAAGAGGAAGACAAUACUCUCAACUCAGAGACCUUUGUUACCAGACGCAGCAUCAAGAAACUCGUUAUCAAAAACAAGGGAAGCCAGGAUGACUCUCGGAAUGAUAGCUUUGGUCAGAGGAGUUCAGUCAAGCCUGAUGAGCUUGCUUCACCCCUCCCAGUCUACCCAAGAGACCAGUCCAGAUCAUACGUGCAUCUCACACCAGAGAAGGAUGAUGAUCAUCCUAGACAGUCCAGUGAAGAACCAAACACCCCAGACAUUCCCCUCUUCAGCAAACCUAAAGUACUGGAAGAUACCAGUGGUAUGGACAGCAGUCCUGGCAAUAAGCAUGAGGACCCAGACUGCACCAUCCAUGCCAUGAAUGCCCAACCGAAGAGACAGCAGAGGAAACCCAGCGGCUCUGGAGCUGCACCACCACCACCACCCUCACCACCAGGAAGCUCCCCUCCCAACACUCCUCCAUCAUCUAGCAGGGAGCCCCUUAACCAGAGCAUAGGAAGCAUAGGGGAUGCAUCAUUGGAGAUAUCAGGAGAUGAUGAAGUAAUCGACCAGGAGAACCAACCCCCUCCCCACCCUGCCAAGGUGGUCCUACGCCGCCCUGGCUACUACACCAUCCCCACCCUAGGGGACCUGGCUCUGCUCACUGAUGCAGAUGGCAAUUGCUUUGUCGAUGAUUUCUCUGUCGGGAGGGAGAGGUAUGGCAGCGUGUUUUUCCCAGGAAUGACCAAUGUGAAAGGACUUAAUCUGGAUGAAAUUGUUCACUUCCGACGGAAGGAGAUCACCCUCUACCCUGAUGACACCUGCAAACCUACCGUUGGUACAGGACUCAACAAGAAAGCUGAAGUGACCCUAGACGCGACCUGGCCGAUCGACAAGUCUAACAGGCAGCCAAUCAAGGACCCUGAGAGACUGACCUCAUUGGAAUACGAGGAGAGAUUAGAGAGAGCCACAGCCAAGCUUGGAGCCAAGUUCAUUGAGUACCGUCCCGAGACCGGGUCCUGGGUGUUCCAGGUCCAGCACUUCUCCAAGUAUGGUCUGACAGACAGUGAUGAGGAGGACGGAGGACAGGCCCAGGCCCAGCAGCAACAGGCUCAAAAGGGAGCUAAAAAGGUGGAGAAAGCUCCUUCCAAGGAUUCCACCAAGCUACCUCCAACCAAGCAGAGGGACGACAAGCAGAAAUCCAGCAACACCAGGGCACCCCUCCAAGAGAAUGGGAGCAUCCAGUAUCUAGCUGAGGAGCCAAUGAGGGAGGAGUUUGACACUGAACCUGACCGGGCUGUACCAAGGAGCAGAGGAUUAGGGGGUCAGCAAGACCAAUUCAUGGCUGGAGAAGCUGGUGACUUUGAUACCUACAUGCCAUAUGAUGAUGCUGAUCGUGAUAUGCAGACUGGGCAAGAUGAGGUGAUAGAGGGAGGUCAGAGAUCGCUAGACGUCUCUCAUCGUCUGGCCGAGGCCCUCGGAGUGAGCUCUCACAGGAUGCAGGUCAUGAAGGCAUCAUUCUUUGGUGAGGAGGAGGAGGAUCAGUAUGCCCAUUCCGGAUCCUUCGCCAAAGCUCCAGGCAUGGAUGGAGAGAAGAGGGCACCAAGACCGUCACGGGAGCCGCUGUUUGAGCGAGAGCAGACGGGAGAUAUGUGGCAGGCCAGCAUGAUGGGUAGUCCAGCCAAGUUCCUUGCUGGCAUGUCAUCACCGGCGUUGAGAGGUAGAGUGGCAAGUCCCAUCCCGCGCUUCCUGAGAGAGUCCAUGGACACCAGGGACCAGAGAGGGUAUGUUGGACAAGCUCCGGUAAUGCCAGGUGGGAUGAGCCCUCAUGAGAAGAUUCCGAAGAUCGUGGGUUCACGCCCCCACCUUGGCCUGGUUCCUGUAGCGCAGUCAGUGGUAUGUGAGCGUCAUAAUCACAUAGCUGAUGCAGGACUCAUGAUGAGUCGCUCAUUCAGGGUUGGAUGGGGGCCUAACUGGACACUGGUCCAUUCUGGGAAUGCCGUCGGGGUCCAGGGGUUCAGACCUAAGGUCAAGGAGGAACCCAUGCCUUUCACUCUGCUGACAUCCAAGUCUACGGUUAAACCAACGACGGAAAGCUCCCCUUUCAAAGUGACUCUUGAGAAAGUGAACAUUGCACCUAUGUUUGGCAAGCCAGGUCAUUCAACAAGAAUGUACGAAAGAUCCCUCAAGGUAGCGCUAGACCAUAGUGUGUGUGCCACAGAAACACUCUGUCCUGCAUUUGCUCCACAAUCAGGUAUUGAUGCAUUACACAGGUAUGCCAUUGAAUCCGUCAAAGAUAAGAAAGAAGGUACAGGGGACGAUACAGAACUCUUGGAGCACACACGAUUGGUGUGGGCUCUCAUGGUUGCUCUUUGGGGGCGACUACCAGAAGAAGAAAGCAAAGGUCCGCUGGAUCCUAUAAGCUACCCGUAUCGCAAGGCUAGGAGGAAGGCCAUGUCACAGUGGCUCUCAGAUUCCUGCAGGAAGCACAUCGACAAUGAGGUCCAGGACUCCAAGUUCCGUCACCUGGGUCACGUGGAGGCCAUCUUUGCUCUUCUCACCGGACGGCUGAUCAACGAGGCGUGCCUCAAGGCGCAAGAAUCCGGUGACCACAGGUUAGCACUCCUACUCGCUCAGGCUGGGGCCACUCAUGAAGCCCGCCAUCUGGUGGCGACGCAGCUCAUUCACUGGGAGCAACUACGAGCUGAUCAGUUCAUCGCUGAUGAGUACCUGAAAGUGUACUCGCUGCUUGCUGGUCAACUGGUAUGGCAGUCAUCUAGAGGAGGGGUCAAUAUCUGUGAAGAUCUUGACUGGAAGAGAGCCUUGGCAGUGCACCUCUGGUAUCACAACUCCCAAGAGGCUUCCAUUAAAGAUGCUUUGCUUGCAUUUGAAGAUGGCUUCACUGGCAAAUCAUCUCUUGGGGACUACUGCCUUCCGCCCCGCCCUCCUUACAUGGAGAGUAACCCUGGCUUCUACAGGGAGGAUCUGAGUGCCUUAGAAUCGAUGGAUGAAGGAGAUGGUCUCAUGCCUAGUCCAGAUAGGUUUCCUGUCUGGGACAUGUGCUAUCAUCUGCUGAAGCUCUACUGUGACAAGACGCACCACAUGCACAACGUCCUUGCUCCAACGGCUCAUUCGCAGUACCAGCUGGACUAUAGACUCAGCUGGCAUGCAUUACAGGUCCUUCAAGCUUUAGGCUACGGUCAUCUCUCUGCCCAUCGUCAGGCUCACCUGACCAUCAGCUAUGCCUCCCAGCUUGAAUCCAUCGGUCUCUGGCACUGGUCAGCCUUCGUCCUCCUCCAUGUACCCAAUGACCUGGCCCGAGAGGAUCUCUUACGGUCACUCCUUGGACGUCACAUCACCCUUGAGCUGAGUGGUGACCAGCUGACCGCUCAGGAGAGCUUCCUGAUCCAGCUCAAUGUUCCUGUGGAGUGGAUCCACGAUGCGAAGGCGUUGAGGGCGCUGUACGAAGGCCGGGAGCGGGAGGAGGCCUGGCACCUCUUAAGGGCGGGGCGAUGGAAUGACUGUCAUAUGGUGUUGAUUAAGAAGAUAGCAGCUGAUGCUAUUAUCAAUGAGAGUUAUGGUUUUCUGAAAGGAGUACUGGACGAGCUGAGUGACAUAGAGAGGUCAGCGCUCAUUCAGGAUUGGUCAACCAAUGGUCAAGUCUACUUGGAUUUCAUCAAUAUUAAUCAGCGCUUGGAAGAGCUUGGUAGACGAGAGCCGACAACAUUUGAGGUGGAGAAGCUUCACCCUGACAUAGCAUCUCUAUGUCUGCGUGUGGGUGGGGUCUACUGCCAGACAGUCAAGGAUAGGGUCUGCCGCUCGGAGAUUGCCAAACGGACGGCCAACAUGAUGAAAGCUGUCCUCACUAUUCAGCAAGAGAGUCUGGCUAGUGCUGCAGGAUCCUCACCCACCAGGGGACUCAAUCCUCUCAUUCCAUCCCGGCUCCUGGCUCCUCAUGUCACCAAGCUCCCUCUUCCAGAGGAUUACAGUCUCCAGGAGCUACGUCAGCUUACCAGGAGUUAUACGCAAGAGCUCACUGCAUGAUUUCACAGACUUUACCAACAGCAUCUAAAAACCUUCCAUUUGAGCUCCCGGCUCCCCAUUAUACGCAGCUUCCUCUCGUAGAGAAUUAAACUUUCCAGGAGCUACGUCAGAUUAUCAGGAGCUUACCAUCUGAUAUUACAGACCUGCCAUCCAUUUGGGCUCCUGGCUCCCUCUCUAUGUCUCCCUCUUUUGUAGGGUGACUUUCUAGGAGGUACAGAGUCUACAUGUAGGAGCUUACUGCUACAGACCUAUUCAACCAUUGCUAUUUGGGCUCCUGGCUCCUGGCUGGUUUCACAUUUCCCAAGCUGCUCCUCGCAGAGGUUGGCCUUCUCCAGGAGCUGUAUCGGUAUGCAGGAGCUCACAGCGUGAUUUAACAGACUUGUCCAAUAACCUUCUAUGUUGGCUCCUUUCUCCACGUGUCAUCAAGCUGCCUUUGUCUCUAUACGCAGGGGCUCAUCACUUGACUUCACAAACCUUCCAUUUGGGCUCCCAGGUCCAUGUGUCACCAGGCUCAGAGCUCUGUGCUCUAGGCCUUGUGUUUAAGGUUUUGGGUUCUGGGUUCCAGGCUCUGGGGCUAGGCUCUUAGGUGAGGUGGGGGGAAGUCUUGUGGGGGGGGGGGGGGGCUCUACAUGUCACCAAUCUCCCCUCUUUCAAAACAUGGUUGUCCACAAGAGCUGCAUUGUAUUGGAUUACCAUGAAAAAGCUCACUUCUAUAAAAUAACAAACCCUUUUACAGUUGAUGUUCUUUGUAGAGAGUGGGAGCUAGCUGCAGUCUGCUCGCAGUGCUUGCCUGUCACCCCCUAACAUCAGAGUAGCAGAAAUGGUUAUGAGGCCACUGGAGCUGACUUUCUUUCUCUCCAAGCUUCUAUUAGUAAAUGGCCAACUGCUUUAUGGUAAUGUCAUCCUUUAGUGUUGCAAGUACUUCUAUAAUCAAUCAGACUUGUCAUGGAGAGGAAACGUGCGAGAUCAUUCCCCAAAUCCUCUUUCAUAAAGGGUACACUUUCUCAUAUUCCCACUUGUUUUGUCAUUAAUUAUCCAAUGUUAACUAUUAACUAAUUUUCCCCGAUAUUGAAGUCACUCUGUUUCUUCAGCUGGAAUCAUGAAGUAAGUUCAAAUUCAGUGAACAAUUUUUCAUUCUUGUCUGCGCAUAUGUAGUUUUUCCUUAAUUGCUCAAAUGAUCUCCCUACAUCCACAUGUAUUUAGUGUACAAAGUCGGCCUUUGCUGCUGUAGAUGAACGACAUUAAUCUACUUUCAAUCAGACCAACGCUGGUCAAUAUAUGCAGAAUAGACAGUCAAACAUAUUCUACCAAUGCUAACUUUAAAAAAGUAUAUUCUGUACAUGUUGUAAAUAUAUAAUUCACCUUUGGACUUGAGGGAAUUAAAAUGUAAUUUUGAUCACUUGUAUGCCAGUACCAAUACAUUUUUGUAUGAUCCGGACUGUCACUAAGAAUAUAAGUUCAUUGCUUUGGAUAUAUGAAGUUCUUGUAAUUAUUAAAAACUUGUUGUUCUUUAAUUCUGUGCUUUGUUGUAUAUUCUGUUGAAAAAUAAUUAUUUUCUAGAUAUUGUAUUUGUAAUUCCAGGGUUUCUAUGUAUUAAUUGUACCAAAGGAGAAUGGAAUGAUAUUGGUAUUCCAAACACUCACAAAAUGCCCAUGGAAAAAAUAAAUCCUAUUUUUGGUACUGUAGGUGAAAAUGCUGCAAAACUCGCUUGGCAACAAGUUAUCCAUGUCAGUAUCCCAGUGACAAUUUUUCAAUACUUUUGCUCUAAGAUCUUUUUCUUUUUGUACUAAGCCACGUAAAUCUGUCAUCGGUGAAUACUUUUGGGCAUUUUCUCCAAAUGUUAAUGAGUUGCAUAAUUUUACUUGUAUACAUGUAUCAUGAAAAUGGAUUAGGGGUGUAUGAUAAUGUUUCCCAUUGUUUUCUGUUGGGCUGAUGCUUCUCGAAGUCGAUCAAUAUAAAUGAGAAACUUGAAAAGUGGGUAGACCAAUAAGAAAUAUAAUCAGAGAUUUUGCUAUUUGAACACUGAAAAUACAACAGUCAAGAUCUUGUAUUUUUUUAUGCUAAAUGAUGAGAUAUUUAGAGAUGAAUAUGGUCAUGUAAGGGCUUGAUUAUCGUAAUGUAAUACAGUGUAUCACAUCCUUCAUUGAAUAUGAUUUACAAUUUUCUUAUCCUAUUCCAGUUUUAGUAAAGUUGUCACUUUAACAUACACAUAGUAGUGAAAUAUGCAUUUAUCUUUUAACGUAUUGGACAAAUAGCCUGGACAUGCCCAGUAAUCUAUGUAUCGUCUGUUUGGAACCAGAAGGACAUUAACUCAUAUAGUUUUAUCACAGAGUUAACAACCUUUUGGCUCUGAUACAGACAAUAUGUCAAUGCUGAGCAAACCAUGGAUUCAUUUGACUUGUGGCCGAGUGUUGCGUUAUGAUUUUAGAUUAAUUAGGGACAUACGAAUCAGAAGUACUGCUACCGUUUCAGGAUAACCGAAUUUGUCUUUAUAAUUUUUUAAUUUGAAUCAAAUGAUGUAUUUAAUGUCAAAUUCCAGUAUGUAGAAAAUGUUCUGUUUAAAUGAUUUGUCAAGUCAUGAAAGUCAUGAAAAAUAAAUGUGAUAUUGUCAGAA